AUGGCUUCUUGCUCGGCUUCGCCUCUAGGCUGUACAGACAUCUGCUACCUACACCGCCUGAUACAUGUCUAUCAGCUAAUUGCUGCAGAUAAAGUCCUUCGCUCUCUGCUGUCCAGUCAUGGGGCCCACCUGAUAUCACAGAGGGGGCCCCAAGCUCCCUCCUCUGCUGCUGCUGCUGCUGCAGGCCGCCCUGCUGCUGCUCUUCCUUGCUCUCUAUGUGAUGAGCAGCAACUGCAUGCAAAAGCAGCAGCAGAUGUCUCCGCACUGAAGGCACACCUCCUCGCAUCCAAUACACAUGCAGACAACUUGGAUUCAGCAGCAGCAGCAGCAGCGACAGCACAAGAAACCGAGGCAGCAGUUGCUGCUGCAGUCCCUGCAGCAACAGAAGAAGCUGCAACUGCAGCACAAGCAGUAGUCUCAACAGAAGGAAAUGCAGCUGCUGCAGCAGAAGCAGAAACAGCUGUUCUAGCAGCGGCAGAAGCAGCAGAGGUUGCAUCACCAGCCGCAGCAGCAGCAACAGCAGCAGCAGCAGCAACAGCAGCAGCAGCAGCAGCAGCACUGGAUGAGCGGUUAGAUAUGAAAGAAGGUGUAGAGGUCAGGAGUCAGGGACAGGAGGGGCAGCAGAGCACUGCUUGUUCCAGCACUGCAGCAAGCACAGCAGAUGAAGAUACAGAAGCUGCUGCUCCUGCUGCUGCUGCUGCUGCUGCUGCUGGCGAGCCGCUGAUGUUUGUUUAUGAUGAUGAAACUGGUGCUGCAGUGUUGUCGGAUUUCUCUGCAGCAACAGGCAGCUGCUGCUUCUACAACGAGGAAUGCAGCAGCAGCAACAGCAGCAACAGCAGCAACAGCAGCAACAGCAGCGGGCUCAACUGCCACAACUGCAGCAGCAACUGCAGCAGCAGCAGCAGCAGCCCGCCUUCUAGUACCCCGAUCCCCCUGCCUCUGUCGCUUGGAAACGGCAGCAGCAGCAGCAGCAGCAGCAAGAACAACAACAGUAGCAGGUGCAGCAGCAGCAGCAGCAGGAGCAGCAGGAGCAGCAGCAGGAGCAUUGGAGGGCGAUGCUUACUGGGCCGAGUGUAUGUAGACGGUGUAUUUGAUUUGCUGCACUCUGGUCACUUGAAUGCAUUAAGACAAGCGCGAGAAUUAGGGUGUUGUUUAGUAGUCGGUAUAAACGGCGAUGAAGCAGUAUUAGCAGCAAAAGGCUUCCUUCCUGUCUACAGUGCAGCAGAAAGAGCAGAAGUAAUAGCUAGCUGUAAGUGGGUUGAUGAAGUUGUUGUAGGGACACCCUACGCAGUGUCUACGCACCUUCUAGAUGCUCUAUCUUGUGAAUUUGCUGCUCACGGGGACGACUGGGUGUGCAGCUCGACAGGUGAAGACGCAUAUGCAGGCCCGAGAGCAGCAGGAAGGAUGAAAACGUUCGCGAGGACUGAAGGCGUCAGCUCAACAGCAAUUACUAAAAAGCUGCUGCAUGCAACAGCACAUCUACCUCUUUCUCCUCCUCCUGCUGCUCCUGCUGCUCCUGCUGAUGCUGCUGAUGUUGCUGAUGUUGCUGCUUCGUAUGAGGGUGCUGCUUGUGAUGCUGCUGCUGCUGCUGCGAGUGGUGCUGCUGUUGCUACGUCGGGGGGGACGGAUGCUGCUGCUGAAACAGCAGCAGCAGCAGCAGCAGCAGUUACUUCGAGGCAGCAGCAGCAGCAAACCGCUGUCCAGCAGUUUUUUAGUUCUUCACAAGCCACGCAAAUUAAUGCAGCGCAUACACCACAAUUGCUGCAGCAGCACGACGCAGCAGCAGCAACAGAAGAGACAGAAACUGCUGCAUCAGAAGCUGCAAGUGCUGAAGACACAGCAGCAGCAGCAGCAGCAGCACCUGCAACAGGAGCAUCCGCAGCAUCUACAUCAUCAUCAGCAUCAGCAGCAGCAGCAGGUGGGCAGACAGCGGAAGACCCCACAGCUGCUGCGCAUGCAUCGCAGCCCUCAAGAAGCACAAACCUCUUCUUAUCUUCUAAACGGCUUCUGCAGUUCAUCGGCACCCCAAAGAAGCCAAAGAAAGGAGACAGAAUUGUCUACGUAGACGGCUCCUUCGAUGUGCUUCACGGUUAG
Eimeria acervulina is the source of this 2094-nucleotide messenger RNA. Its product is annotated as phosphoethanolamine cytidylyltransferase, putative. The transcript has a single exon. The coding region runs from base 1 to 2094 and encodes 697 amino acids. Gene Ontology annotation, cellular component: cytoplasm. Gene Ontology annotation, molecular function: ethanolamine-phosphate cytidylyltransferase activity. Gene Ontology annotation, biological process: phosphatidylethanolamine biosynthetic process. The record is from RefSeq and is a predicted model, not a curated record. Lineage: Eukaryota; Apicomplexa; Conoidasida; Eucoccidiorida; Eimeriidae.